AUGGAGCCAGCCGAGGCAUCAUCAGAUGCGACAGUGAUCCACAAGCUUGGUCCCGAAGGUCAUCUGUACGACCCUCUCCCGACUCGCAACUCGAUCCGAACUCUGCUACUUGCCCCAGGUUGCGAUGAAGAUGAAAUCGUUUGCUACUUUUUCCCAUGCGACUUAGACAAAGAUCGUAGUAUCGAUGCUUCGAGCCCAAGACCGUUCAAGAGUCUAGCUUUUGGAACAGCGUCCGGCUCGGGUAGUGAGGAUGCUGAGAGGCAAUUUCAACUCCACGUUGAUUGCUAUGUCGAAAAAAGGCAAGAACCCAAGUCGAUAUCUCAAGCUGCGCCUAUGAAGCAAGAUCAAUCGUCUCGCAAAGGAAAAGAAGUCGCAAGAAACGUCGAAAACAUCUCGCAGAUAUUGUCAGAGGCCACUGACUCGGCAGACUUGAAGAGCAGGGUUGAAAAUUAUUUAGAGGAUUUCAACAAGUUAGCCGACGGCGAGACUCCAUCCGAGAGGCGACGAAAGGUCCUGGUCAAAUGGGGUCUGCACUACUUUGCAUUUAUAAAGAAAAACCCUCAUGGUGAACAUGAGAAGAAUCGUGAGCGGCAAGCGUUCGAAGCCUGGCGUGCAGGUUUUGCAGCCGCCAGCUUGAUGUCCAACGAAAAGCAGCCAGACUUGCUUACUGACGACGACUGGGACUUUCUGCAACUUGCGAGGCUCACGUUUUCAAAUGGCUCUCUGCAUGCUCCGCAUCACCCGUUUCAACGUUUCACUGCCCUAUCCUACGUUUGGGGCGACCCAACAGCUCCGAAAAGCAUCCUAAUCGAUGGCAAAACAAGGUUCUGGGUUACUAGAAACCUCUUCGACGCGCUCAAGACCCUGCGACGACCAGACGGGGCUUUAAUGUUCUGGAUAGACGCCAUUUGUAUAAACCAGGACGAUCCAGAAGAGAAAAGAUGGCAGAUUGGUCUCAUGAGACGCAUCUACCGGCAGGCACAUAGAGUACUUGCGUAUGUGCCUCAGACUGAGGACGAUAAAAACAACCUGAACAGGCUUGUUAGCCUGAUUCUCAGAGCCGACAGGAAAUGUCGAGAGGCAAUUGAGUCAGGGCCGAUACCACAGGAAGAGCCGAAUGAGAAAGACGCUAUAAGCUCGUUCUCGAUCGGCCCUAAUGUCGAAUUCCACGUAAUGCCUCUAAAGAACAGAGGAGCCUGCCUUGAGGACUACGAUCUGCCCGCUGAAGACGACCCGAUCUGGGGAGCUUGGAGACGAUUUUUCGCCUCACCUUACUUUAGAAGGAUGUGGAUUCUCCAAGAAUAUGCCCUUGCUGCUUCACUUGACUUCGAGUUUGGCGGAGGGCAAGGCAGCUCUGACGGGAUCCUUCUUGCUAUGGAUGCCAUAGACAGAAGAAGUAGGCGGCUGAACGCCAAAUACAUGGCUUGUGAUGACUUCGAGCUACUUCGAAAGGCCUAUUUGGGCUGGAUUGGAUACAAGCAGAUGGUCAUGGAACGUGUUUUCACGCGCACUGACAUCUACAAGACGAGGUCCCUGGAUCGGGGACUUGUCAAAGUCCUCCCGACAAGUAUGACCCUAGAAGCCACCGAUCCGCGAGACAAGAUUUAUGGUUUGAUGGGUCUUGUGUCCGACGCAGAAGCUUACAUGGACCUUGUCAGCUACCAUAAUCAUGACACGUACGUCGUGAUCUACAAGCGCUUUGCUAGACGCUUGAUAGAGAAGGGAAAUUUCACUCAAAUAUUACGCAUGGCGUGCCAGACAUCGACAAAUGCGCAGCUCCCCAGUUGGACACCCAAUUGGUCAAGUCCGAUUUCCCGAAACACCAUCUCGCAGAAUUACGCGUUCAGAGCUGGGGGUGAUAGCAAUCCCGUGAGCAGUCAUUUAUCUCCUCAAAACCCUGACCAACUCAACACUGCUGGCUAUAUCGAUUCCAUUGUCACUUUCAAGACCUCAGCGUUUGCCUCAAGCAGUCAAUAUGGUGCAAUUCAAGGUGGACCAGACUCUUUGCAGGAUCUUUUUGACAAUGUCUUCACAGCCUGGGAAGAGCUCAGUGCGCAUUGCGACCGAGACCGGAUCGACUUUAUGUGGGAUAUCCAUGAGUGCUUGACCAUGCAGGCACGGAAAGUUGAGUCUAUGGACCAAGCAACUCGUAGCGACAGCGAGACCAAAGAUUUGGAGAAUUACCGCACGUUCAUGGCUCGCAUGGCUCAGUACGAUCUCAGUGGAGAACGAAAGAAGUGUGCAGAGGACAGUCGGUACCGUCUCCGACUAGGAGAUGUCGACGAAGCGGAAAGGGACUUCAUCCUGAAGAUACAAUCGAAUACCGCAAACAGGUGCUUUUGCGUCCUGAGUUGCCCAACCGGCGACAGGAUCGGCCUUAUAUCUAAAGAGGCGGAGGUAGGUGACUGUCUUGCGAUAAUAAAAGGUGCAGCGGUACCGUAUGUGCUGAGGGAGAUGCCUGAAGGUGUGGUCGAGGAUAGAACAGCCUAUGAGUUGGUAGGCGACGCGUAUGUCGCUGAACUGAUGCUUGGCCAGGCUCUACAGGAGGAUGACUUUGCUUGGGAUGACAUAGCGCUCAUAUGA
Molecule: messenger RNA, 2583 nt
Organism: Didymosphaeria variabile
Lineage: Eukaryota; Fungi; Ascomycota; Dothideomycetes; Pleosporales; Didymosphaeriaceae
Exons: 2
Coding region: 1-2583 (860 amino acids)
Source: RefSeq, a predicted model, not a curated record